AUGCAGAAGGUUGUCGUUUCAACGCUUCCAACUAAAUUCAAAACAGUCGAAAAUGUGUUUAUCCAGCUGAGGGAUGCCACGAGGCUUUCGUGCCGGUUGUGGCUUCCAGCGGAUGAGGUGCCCCAACCGGCCAUAUUGGAGUAUAUCCCGUACCGCAAACGUGACGGUACACGUGCGCGGGACGAGCCCAUGCACGGCUACUUUGCGGGCCAUGGCUACGCAGUUUGUCGUGUGGACAUACGUGGCAGCGGUGAAUCGGAUGGGCUUAUGCACGACGAGUACCUGCAGCAGGAGCAAGACGAUGCGGUGGAGGUCAUUGACUGGAUCAGUAGACAGCCCUGGUGCAAUGGCAGUGUUGGUAUGAUGGGGAAGUCUUGGGGCGGCUUCAAUUCUCUCCAGGUCGCAGCGCGCAGUCCAGUGGCUUUAAAAGCCAUCAUUGUCGUCGGCUUCACCGAUAACCGCUUCACCGAUGACAUUCAUUGGCAGGGUGGUUGCCUCCUCAACGACAACUUCUGGUGGGGCUCCAUUAUGCUGGCAUAUCAGUCACGUCCUGUCGAUCCAGAAAUUGUUGGGGACCGUUGGAAGGAAAUGUGGCUGAAGCGCUUGGAGCACAUGCCCAUCAAUAUUGCGGACUGGGCGGAGCAUCAAAAGUACGACGACUACUGGAAGCACGGCUCGGUCUGCGAAAACUACGAUGCCAUUCAGGUGCCUGUAUUGGCUGCGGGUGGCUGGGCGGACGCCUACACAAAUGCCGUCUUUAACCUGCUAUCAAAACUGAAGGUUCCCCGCAAGGGAUAUGUGGGGCCCUGGGCACACGUUUACCCGCAGGAUGGCACCCCACAGCCGGCAAUUGGAUUUUUGCAGGAGGCUGUGAAGUGGUGGGACCGUUGGCUAAAAGGGAAGGAGAAUAACGUGAUGGAUGGCCCAAUGAUCCAGGCUUGGAUGGAGUAUUACAUGGAACCGAAUGCUCAUCGCCCAGUCAGCGAGGGCCACUGGGUUGGGGUAGAGGCAUGGCCCUCCAAAGAUGUUACCAACGCGACGAUGCGACUUGAAUACGGUCGCCUUGUGGACGCGGCUCACGUCGCGCGACCGGAAUCGUCCCCCGCUUUGCUCAAAACUCCGUUGAACCAUGGCCUGCUUGCCGGCGAGUGGAUGGGUGCUGGGGUUUCGGGUGAAACUCCCGCGGACCAGCGCAUGGAUGACGGCAUGUCGAUGGUCUUUCAGGGCACGGAGCUGCAGGAGGAGGUGGAUAUUUUGGGGCGCCCCACCUUCGAGGUGGAGCUAACAUGUGACAAGCCAAAGGCGAUGCUGUUUGCGCAGCUCAGCGAUGUCGCGCCGGACGGUGCUGUGAGCCGCGUUUCCUUUGGCGUGAGAAACCUGACGCAGGCUGCGGGUGAUGAGCAAAUUGAAUACCUUCGGGAGGGGAAGCGGGUUCGUGUCAAAGUCCUGCUGAACUACUGCGCCCAUCGCUUCAGCAGAGGUCAUCGCGUGCGGCUUUCGCUGGCGAACAGCCACUGGCCAACGUUCUGGGUGUCGCCUGAGAUCAACACCUUGGCGUUGGACCUCAGCACCGCCGCGUUGGUACUCCCCACGUACCGGGGGCCGGCUAUCGCUGGUCCGAACCCGCAGCCGGAGACGGCCUCUCCCACCCCCCUCACGGUCCUGCGCGGGGGGUUUGUGGAUCGCUCCAUCGCGUACGACAUCGUCAAGGACGAGUGGACGUGCAUCACAGAUGGUGUGGGCGGCGUCUUCGGCGAGGGUGUCUACCGCUUUGACGGGAUUAACACCACCGUGGAGCACAAUCUGAGGCGAGAGCUGCGACUCUCCAACAAGGACCCGCUCUCCGCAAAGUACAACAUCACGCAGAAGAUGAAAAUGGGGCGGCCCGGAUGGGAGGCGGACAUUGACAUUGAUACCUGCCAGACCUGCGACGCGGACUACCUCUACAUCACCGCGGAGAUAAAGGCAAAAAUGAAUGCAGAGCUCGUCUUUGACAAGAAGUGGUCUCGGCGGGUGUACCGCGAGGGUAUGUGA
Trypanosoma rangeli is the source of this 2034-nucleotide messenger RNA. Its product is annotated as putative X-pro, dipeptidyl-peptidase,serine peptidase,Clan SC, family S15. Lineage: Eukaryota; Euglenozoa; Kinetoplastea; Trypanosomatida; Trypanosomatidae. The record is from RefSeq and is a predicted model, not a curated record. The coding region runs from base 1 to 2034 and encodes 677 amino acids. Gene Ontology annotation, molecular function: dipeptidyl-peptidase activity. The transcript has a single exon.